Molecule: messenger RNA, 1734 nt
Organism: Nannospalax galili (Upper Galilee mountains blind mole rat)
Lineage: Eukaryota; Metazoa; Chordata; Mammalia; Rodentia; Spalacidae
Product: heat shock 70 kDa protein 1B-like
Biological process (GO): protein refolding; cellular response to unfolded protein; vesicle-mediated transport
Cellular component (GO): plasma membrane; cytoplasm; nucleus
Molecular function (GO): misfolded protein binding; heat shock protein binding; ATP binding
Source: RefSeq, a predicted model, not a curated record
CAGAGCGGGGCCUACACGCGAGCAACCAUGUCUAAGGGACCGGCAGUCGGCGUUGAUCUUGGCACCACCUACUCGUGCGUGGGUGUCUUCCAGCAUGGAAAACUGGAAAUCAUUGCCAAUGAGCAGGGGAACGGCACCGCGCAGAGUUAUGGGGCUUUUACUGAUACGGAACGAUUGAUCAGCGAUGCUGCAAAGAAUCAGGUUGUCAUGAACCCCACGAACACGGUGUUUGAUGCCAAACAUCUAAUCGGGCACAGGUUUGACAAAGCUGUUGUGCAGUCUGACUUAAAGCACUGGCCCUUCAUGGUGGUGAAUGAUGCAGGCAGGCCCACGGUCCAGGUGGGAUUCAAGGGAGAGACCAGAACUUUCUACCCUGAAGAGGUUUCUGCUAUGGUUCUGACAAAGAGGAAGGAAAUUGCAGACGCCUACCUUGGCAAGAUUGUUACCAACGCCGUGGUCACAGUGCCAGCUUACUUCAGUGACUCACAGCGGCAGGCAACCGAAGAUGCUGGAACCAUGGCUGGCCUCAAUGUACUUAGAAUUAUCGACAAACAAACUGCUGCAGCUAUUGCCUAUGGCUUAGACAAGAAAGUUAGGGCAGAGAGAAAUGUGCUGAUUUUUGAUUUGGGAGGUAGCACUUUCGACGUGGCAAUCCUAACCAUUGAGGAUGGAAUCUCUGAGGUCAAAUCUACAGCUGGAGACACCCACUUGGGUGGAGAAGACUUUGACAACCGGAUGGUCAACCACUUCGUUGCUGAGUUUAAGUGCAAACACAAGAACGACAUCAGUGGGAACAAGAGAGCUGUCUGCCAUCUCCACACAGCUUGUGAGCCGGCUAAGAACACCCUCUCCUCCAGCACCCAGGCCAGUAGUGACAUUGGUUCUCUCUACAACAGAAUCGACUUCUACACCUCCAUUACCCGGGCUCGAUUUGAAGAGUCAAAUGCUGACUUGUUCCUUGGUACUCUGGACCCUGUAGAAAAAGCCCUUCGAGAUGCCAAACUAGACAAGUCACAGAUCCAUGAUAUUGUUCUGGUGGGUGGUUCCACAUGUAUCCCCAAGAUUCAGAAGCUUCUGCAAGACUUCUUCAAUGGAAAAGACCCGAGUGAGAGCAUUAACCCCAGUGAAGCCGGGGCUUGUGGCGCAGCUGUCGGGGCUGCCAUUCUAGGGAAGUUUGAGCUCACAGGCGUACCUCCUGCACCCCGAGGUGUUCCUCGGAUUGAAGUCACUUUCGAUACUGACCAUGGUAUCCUCGAUGCUUCUGCUGUAGGUGAGAGUACAGGAAAAGAAAACAAGAUUACCAUCACCAAUGACAAAGGCCACUUGAGCAAGGAGGACAUUGAGCGCCUGGUGCAGGAAGCUCAGAAGUACAAAGCCAAAGAUGAGAAGCAGAGAGACAAAGUAUCAUCCAAGAACUCACUGGAGUCUUAUGCAUUCAACAUGAAAGCAACAGUUGAGAAACUUCAAGGAAAGAUCAACCAUGAGGACAAACAGAAGAUUCUCGAUGAGUGGAACAAAAUCAUCAGUUGGCUGGAUAAGAAUCAGACUGCUGAGAAGGAAGAAUUUGAGUACCAGCAGAAAGAACUGGAGAAAGUCUGCAACCCCAUCAUCACCAAGCUGUACCAGAGUGCCGGUGGGCCCCUGCGAGGACGAAUGCCUGGGGGCUUCCCUGGUGGCAGAGCUCCCCCCUCUGGUGGUGCAUCUUCCCGGCCCACCAUCGAAGAGGUUGAUUAA